AUGCCUCAGGGAUUCCCACUGUACCCCCAGCCUGGGGUCCCCCCGUACCCCCAUCAUACAUCUCAGCCCAGGGAUGCCCCCAGGCUCUCAGCCUCGGGGGUGCCCCACAUCCUCAGCCCCAGUACAUACCCCCAGCACACCUGGCCCGGAUCUCAGCGGGGGGAUCCCCUCAAAUCCCUCAGUACCCCGAGCUCCGAGCAUCCCGUUGCUCUCCCGGCCGGCGGCUACCCCGUACCUCCUCCGACCCACAUCUCAGCCCAGGGACCCCCCUGUACCCCCAGCCAGGGUCUCAACCCCGGGGAUCCCCUUGGCUCCCGCCGUGCCCCCAGUCCAGGGUGCCGCCUCUACCCCCAGCGCACACCUCAGCCCGGGGGUCCCCUCGAAUAUCUCACCCCGAGAGAUCCCCUUGGAUUCGAUGGGUGGCGGGGAGAGCGGCCCCGCAGCGAGGAGGACAACGAGCUGAGCCUGCCCGGGCUGGCCGCCGCCUACACCUCCAUCCUGCGGGCUCUGGGCGAGGACCCGCAGCGCCAGGGGCUGCUCAAGACGCCCUGGAGAGCGGCCACGGCCAUGCAGUUCUUCACCAAGGGCUACCAGGAGACCAUCGCGGAUGUCCUGAACGACGCCAUCUUCGACGAAGACCAUGAUGAGAUGGUAAUUGUGAAGGACAUAGACAUGUUCUCAUUGUGUGAGCAUCACCUCGUUCCAUUUGUUGGAAAGGUACACAUUGGUUAUCUCCCCAACAAACAAGUGCUUGGCCUCAGCAAGCUUGCUAGGAUCGUGGAAAUAUACAGUAGAAGAUUACAAGUGCAGGAGCGCCUCACCAAGCAGAUCGCCAUCGCCAUCACAGAGGCGCUGCAGCCCGCGGGCGUCGGCGUCGUCGUGGAGGCCACGCAUAUGUGCAUGGUAAUGCGUGGGGUUCAGAAAAUGAACAGUAAAACAGUAACCAGCACAAUGCUGGGGGUGUUCCGGGAGGACCCAAAGACCCGAGAAGAAUUCCUCACUCUCAUCAGGAGCUGAAACUGUGUUACCCUCUGGAUGCCCUCUGGAUUGCUCUGUCCCGUGUCACUGUCUGUCCCUGUCCCCACAGCCCAAUUCUAAACUCAGUUGUCGUGAAUUGUUGUCAUAGUCUUUGUGCAGUGAAAGGGCUUCUGGUGGCAAAUGGAAAAUGGAAAAGGAAAAUGCAAAAUGGAAAAUGGAAGAGGUAGGGAUGAGGGAAAUCCUCCUGGAUUUCCACUGAUGCUGAUGUCACAGAGUUACAAGCCACAAAUAGGAGCUUGGAAAUGUUUUUCCAUCCAUAAUGCAGAAUAUCCAACUGUCAGGAGAGAAGUGAGGCUUCGGAGUGAAAUGGGUGUUUACGAAAUAGUUGUGUUUAUUAGAAUAGAUGUGGAGCAGCACAGGGAACAGCUGAAAGGAUGUGGAUCUUUGUAGGACUGGGAUUGUCCCAAAUUAUUGGACUAUGUUUUAUUGCAAGUCCUGCAGUGGCUGUUUCAGUACCUGGAUAUGUGUUAUACCUCUGAGAUGUUACCUCUGGUGUGUUUUAUAUCCUUGCUAGUAUUAACCCUCUUUUUCGUGGUUUUUGUUUGUUUGAGAAAUGUGUAAACUCCAUUUUUCCUAUCCUCUUAACAGGCAGGGAAUUAACUUCUGAAUUAUUAGGGGCACAGCCCUGUCUCAGUACAAAGGGGUUUAUGCACCUUUUUCUCUGUGCCUCAGAAUGUCUGAUCACUUGUACUGUCAGUUUCUUACUGUUUUUAAGGAAACUUUAACACAGGAGAGGAAAAAGCCCUGCAGAGUCUGUCUGCAGAGUACUGAGGUAUCCAAAGAGAUUUUUAAUGAUAUUUAUACCUUGAGCUUUCCUUCUUGGAUUUCCACGGGUUAGACUGAGAAGCCAAAAUCAGUCUGAUAAUGUGAAAAUGAAGAUUUGCAAGCAUUCCAAGGUUUCCAUUUCCAAUGCUGGACCAAAGGUGAGCAUGAAAUCCUGAGCACAGCACAUGGUACCUCCCCUCCCUGCCCACAGGUUGGGUUAUUUCAGGGCAGAGCAACCUGGAAUGACAACAGCUCAUUUCGUAAGAGCAGCUGAGAAAAGCAUUUCCAGGGCCACCAGAAUGAAUCAAACCACUUUUUUUUUUUUUU
Ficedula albicollis (Collared flycatcher) is the source of this 2130-nucleotide messenger RNA. RefSeq names its product GTP cyclohydrolase 1 (gene GCH1). The record is from RefSeq and is a predicted model, not a curated record. Gene Ontology annotation, molecular function: GTP binding; zinc ion binding; GTP cyclohydrolase I activity. The transcript is spliced from 8 exons. Gene Ontology annotation, biological process: tetrahydrobiopterin biosynthetic process; tetrahydrofolate biosynthetic process. NCBI's taxonomy places the organism in Eukaryota, Metazoa, Chordata, Aves, Passeriformes, Muscicapidae. Gene Ontology annotation, cellular component: cytoplasm. Bases 1 to 1017 code for a protein of 338 amino acids.